AUAUAACCACAACAUUGAUCAAAAUGGGACUAUUUGUAUUUUCCAAACUUUUUUUAUCCAAAUGGAUGCUGGAUAGCUCGGAUUGGUUUUAAAAUGAAGCUAGAAGUCGAUAGAGUCCGAUUUUUAAAUAUCUGAGUUACUGAUUUUUGACAGUCAUCAGAAGCAGGAAAUUCUAAGAAGACAGUGAGUAUACAGGCGGACAUUACGUGAAAAAAAGAAAAUCGAUUUUGCAUCGAUCCAGAUAGUAAUAAAUAUACUUCGACACAUGCUCUAUCUGAUGGCAUAAAAGGUUUUGUUACAAAGGUUAAGUAGCGUAGAAGAACCGCUGAUCAAAAAUACAAAAAAAAACGAUUUUGAGAUAUAAUGACAUUAUUGUUAUGAUACAGAUUCUAUGGCUAAAACUGUCAUACCUUUUUGCUCAACCAUCGCUGAAAAUUGGAAGACGUCAAAUAUUUACUAGAAAUGUUUGUUCUACAAACUGGCGUCAUUGAAGUCGUUUUGGACUAGGCAUUUUACUGGAAUAUUAGAAUUUCAGAAAAAACAGUUUUUUAGAAAACUUCUUCCGAACCCUUUGAUGGUGGCAAAAAAGUAUGCGUUCUAAGAGACUAUGUAGGAUUAUCUAAUUAUGUACUUAGCUCAACAUUGAUUCUUUAUGAAAAAAUCUAUAUUUCUGACAGGAGGAAGUUCAAAGGAUGCAAAAUUUAUAAAUAGCAGAGAAAAAUGAUAUAUGCUCUUCAUUUUUAGCACUUGUUUUUUCUUAUUUAGGCUUUACUUUGAGACUAAAGAUAAAGCUGGCUACGAUUUACAGACUCAAAAAUUACAAAUUGAAGCUGUGCAAAAAGCGAUUUAUCAUGCUAAACGAAUGUAUCGAACAGCCUUAAAUAAUUUAGAACAGAUAUCAGAAGAAAUACAUCUUAAACGAAAAAAUCGAAGAUUAGAUUUACCACCACGUGAACCCGGUGUUGGUUCAGAAAAUCCUGAUGAUGACAACUUUCAACCAAUAGAAAUACCUGACUUAGAAUCUCAGUCAAAUACUGUGACCUCAGGUAGGUUAGAUAUGAAGCAUGCUGCUGAGAACAGAUUUAUGUAGAGAACACCUUGGAGUAUCUAAGCAUGUAAGAAGAAAAAUUUUCAUUUAACUUUAGCAGGUUUAAAAAAGAUGAAAUAUUAAAAAUUUAAAAGUCUUAAAUUUUCAACUUUUUUUAAAGUC
Molecule: messenger RNA, 1210 nt
Organism: Didymodactylos carnosus
Lineage: Eukaryota; Metazoa; Rotifera; Eurotatoria; Philodinida; Philodinidae
Source: the annotation of a GenBank genome assembly